Messenger RNA from Acanthamoeba castellanii str. Neff, 354 nucleotides. RefSeq lists its product as uncharacterized. The record is from RefSeq and is a predicted model, not a curated record. The transcript is spliced from 3 exons. The coding region runs from base 1 to 354 and encodes 117 amino acids. NCBI's taxonomy places the organism in Eukaryota, Discosea, Longamoebia, Acanthamoebidae.
AUGCUCCUCUUCUUCAACUCGACCUUCUCUGCGCAGCUGCUCUACGUCAUGGUCACCAACGUGCCGUCCGCGGUGGUCUGCCCGGACCCUACGACCGGCGCCCCCACUGUGAUCCUCCGCCGAUUGGAGAAGGCCGACCUGGAGGGAGCCAGCGUGCUCGCCCUCACCUCGCUUGCCGCGCAUCAGCGGAUGACAGAGCUCAGCAUGGGAGCCAAAAGCGUCUACGCUGCGGUGUCACAGUCGGGGAGCCUGCCGAUCACGCUCUACUGGCCACCGAUCACCUUCACCAUCGGCGUGGUGCCAUUGGUGAUCACGCUGGCCAAGCCCAUCGCCGAGGGUUGUCCUCCCUCAUGA